Messenger RNA from Bursaphelenchus xylophilus (pine wood nematode), 228 nucleotides. Lineage: Eukaryota; Metazoa; Nematoda; Chromadorea; Rhabditida; Aphelenchoididae. The record is from the annotation of a GenBank genome assembly.
AUGUCGGCUGCCCGCAAGUGUCGGUUGCCCGCAAGUGUCCCAGGCUGCCCGCAAGUGUCUCAGCUGCCCGCAAAUGUUUCAGCUGCCCGCAAAUGUGACCCCCCAAAUUUUGCCCGCAAAGUGGCUGCCCGCAAAAAAUUUGCCCGCAAACUGGUUGCCCGCAAGUGUGCGCCCGCCGCCGAAACUGGGUUCGACACCCUUCGAAUGGGAGGGCAUUAUCGUCGCUGA